Pelodiscus sinensis (Chinese soft-shelled turtle) is the source of this 411-nucleotide messenger RNA. The record is from RefSeq and is a predicted model, not a curated record. NCBI's taxonomy places the organism in Eukaryota, Metazoa, Chordata, Testudines, Trionychidae.
CCGCUGCCCCACACUCCUGGCCAGUGGGCAGGGGUGCAGCCCAGGCGCAAGGGGUCUCUGCUGGCCCUUCCUGUCUUGCAGGUUGGCUGCUACCAGGACAUCACGCAGGACAGCCUGGUGCUGUUCCGGCUGCUGGAGCCCAGACUAGAAAUCCUGGUGCUGGGUGUGGGUGACAAGGUGCAGCGCCUGGACCCCGCUGUCCUGAAGUCCAUGCGGGAGUGUGGGAUCGCAGUGGAGGUGCAGGACACGCCUAAUGCCUGUGCAACAUUCAACUUCCUGAGAGGCGAGCACCGCAUGGCCGCAGCUGCCCUCAUCCCCCCGAGCUGGCCGCACCCUGCACAGGGAACAUGAACUGUUACUAGGAAGGAGAAAAUACUCAGAAUAAACGUGGCCCCGGCCGUGCACAGCUGC